Prorocentrum cordatum is the source of this 718-nucleotide messenger RNA. The record is from the annotation of a GenBank genome assembly. NCBI's taxonomy places the organism in Eukaryota, Dinophyceae, Prorocentrales, Prorocentraceae.
CGGUGGGCAGGGUUGCAACAGAAUUGGCGCGCCCGAGACGGGUAUGGCCACGUGUGCAGGAUUCCCAGCACCAACCGCUGCCCCAGACCCGCAGCGGCCGCUGUGCUGCAGACAAGCCCCCUGUCUCAAAUGGGCCGCGCCUGGUGGGAAAGCGCCGCGCCCUCGAGGCGCCGAAGGGCACUCGGGCGUGGGCGAGCACCCUCAGCAAGAUGAUUCCAGUAAAUCGUGCGGCGGCUCCCUGCGAGGGAAGCGCGCCGCCAUAAGCCACUCAUGUACGCCAGCUGCAGCGGCAUCGGCCUGGACGCUGGGAGAGCUGGUGCCCGUCCCUGUUGGUCAUGGCGACGCGCGGAUGUGCGGCGCCUUUGGGUGCGAGCGGACGCCGCAUGCUGCAGCGACAAAGAGAGCACGGGAACAGGAGCGAAGGGAUGAUGAUGAUGAGGAGGAAGAGGAGGAAGAACGGAGAGGAGGAGCACGAGGAGUGAGUGCGAGGAGGCAUGGCGGCAGCCACGGCGAGAGAGGGCUCUGAAGCCACAUUGCCCCUUGCACGGCGGCCCGGCGGCGCACGUCUGACCUUGCGCACCCCGAGCAGUCGGUAUGUCGACCGUGGAUGCUGUGAGGCCACACUCUAGCAGCGGCCGCGGGGAAGCCGUGCACGGCAGUCUCCGCGGGGCGGAAUCCCGAGAAAUGCUGAUCGGCCGCGAGCGCGCUCUCCCGGUCC